Messenger RNA from Daphnia magna, 705 nucleotides. RefSeq lists its product as uncharacterized. Bases 102 to 497 code for a protein of 131 amino acids. The transcript is spliced from 3 exons. The record is from RefSeq and is a predicted model, not a curated record. Lineage: Eukaryota; Metazoa; Arthropoda; Branchiopoda; Diplostraca; Daphniidae.
CACACAAUGCAUGACCGAAGAAUGUGUGUUGGCUGGUGGGGUAUAUAAAGCGGCCGUGCUGUUCAGGUAGAUAUCCGCAGUCUUACUUUGCAUCAUCCAACAUGAAGACUUCUCUUGUGGUUCUUGUCUUGAGUGCCGUUGUGGCCGCUGUUAUUGCCGAUGGUGAAUAUGCGCCUCCAGCGUAUGAGAAGAAAUACGACGGCUAUUUCCAGUACGCCAACGUUCCCGGUAAGGACGAAUACGAGUUUGGAUACAACCGCGGAAAUCCUCAGCACAACCGCAACCACUACGAGCAGUCCAAGGAUCACCGUUUCCGCACCAAGGUCAAGUGGACCGAUACCAAAGAAGGUUAUGGCGAGCACUACUGGGAAUACAAUCAUGGUGAUGCUGGCUACAAAUCUGAUUACGCAGCUCCAGCCUACGCUGCUCCGGCCUACUCCGCCCCAGGUUACUCCGACAACGUUCCCGUCUACGAAGCUGCCCCAUCAAAACAGUAAACAGCCAGUCUUCUGAGUCGAACUUCCUCGGCUGCAAUGAAAUGGAGCUUGUUUGUCAACGUCACCUGAACAGUCUCUCCUAUUUGCAAAAUAUUUUGUGCGUCCGCAUCUGCCGGUCAGAUGUGUAUCAUCCACCCCACCCUCCGACCCUUGAAAAAAAAAAAACAUAAAAUUUCGUUAAUAUAAUAAAUAUUGUUCAAAUUCAAAA